UUUCUGACUUUGUUGAACGAACGUUGUGCGAGCGGAGCAACGAAUUAAACGGCGUAAGCGCCAAUAAAUGGCGCGCGUUUGUGUUUUUUGCGUUUCGAAUAACAACAAAUACUAUGCAUAAUAUUUUAUAAAUUUCAAUGAUAAUCAAACGAAUAUGCAUGCUAAAUAGCAACGACAACAGCAACAACAACAAUAGGGAGUGAGUGUGUGUAAAUGUGUUAAAGUGCAAUAAAUAAAAGUGCAUUGCAAACAGCAGGAAAUAAGAAGAAGCCUAGAAAGAAGCAAAUCAAAUAAAACGUCAAAAUGACGCGCGAAGAAGAGGAAGAAGUGCGCUUAUUGCUGUCGCGUCACCAGGAGCGCAUCAUGCUCGAUCUGGGCAGCACUGAUCUAAUAGCGGUGCUCGUCAAGAACUCCGUGCUCAGCCAGUCCGAGGAGGAUCUGCUGCUGAAGACCGCCGUCGAGCCACCAGGCAGUGCGCCAUCUAGUGUGGGCGCCUUGACAAAGCGCAAGCUCAGCGCUGUCGCCAGCAGCAGCAGCGGCAGUGGCAGCGGUGGCAGCGCUAGCGUCAGUGGUGUAGGUGGGGACUACAGCUCCAGCCUGGCUGGCUCCUCGCGCAGCGCCAGUGUCAAUGGUGAUCAUGCCCAAAGUGACAAUCGCUCGCUAACGCCAUCUGUGGGUGGCGGCGUCGGCGUCGGCAGCGCUGCUACCGAAGCUCUAAACGAUGCCGAAAUUUUGCGCGUCCAGUGCGCCAAYCUCAUCGAGAUCAUUGCCAAGAGCGGCUUUGAGAAGUUCAAGCAGUUCUGCUAUGCCAUCGAGUGCGAGUGUCCGCAGCUGAUUGAGGAUUUAAUUAACGAUCGUCUCAAAAGCGAUACUUUAUCUGUGGGUUUGUUCUGGCACCUAUUGUAAAUGCCGGCAACAGCA
This is a messenger RNA of Drosophila arizonae, 921 nucleotides long. It is a transcript of the gene pyd, whose product is annotated as zonula occludens-like protein polychaetoid. Gene Ontology annotation, biological process: cell-cell junction organization; protein localization to cell-cell junction; cell-cell adhesion. Gene Ontology annotation, cellular component: bicellular tight junction; plasma membrane. NCBI's taxonomy places the organism in Eukaryota, Metazoa, Arthropoda, Insecta, Diptera, Drosophilidae. Gene Ontology annotation, molecular function: cell adhesion molecule binding. The record is from RefSeq and is a predicted model, not a curated record.